Molecule: messenger RNA, 1711 nt
Organism: Cyphomyrmex costatus
Lineage: Eukaryota; Metazoa; Arthropoda; Insecta; Hymenoptera; Formicidae
Gene: Nup58
Product: nuclear pore complex protein Nup58
Exons: 7
Coding region: 116-1594 (492 amino acids)
Biological process (GO): nucleocytoplasmic transport
Cellular component (GO): nuclear pore
Molecular function (GO): structural constituent of nuclear pore
Source: RefSeq, a predicted model, not a curated record
UUGAACGCGAAAAAAAGCGCAAGGAGUUUGCGACGUUCGUGGUGUGUUUACUGGAUUGUAAAUAAAUCAUUUAUCGCGGGUGAUAUAUUUAUAUUUAUUUACUCGACUGUGAAAAAUGGCUUUUACGUUCGGAAAUCCGAUAGUCACCUCUGCUAGCACGAAUUUUGGAUUUGGGACACAAAAGCCAGCGACAGGCUUUGGUUUAAGUAACACGUCGUUCGGCACCGCAACCACAACGUCUGGCACAUUAACGUUUGGUGCCUUGUCUACUCCAACGACGUCUAUAGGUCUCAAUUUUGGAUUUGGUACUUCAGCAACCUCUUCUCCGGCGCAAUGCAGUGGUGUCCUAGGAUCUAACACAGCCACUACAAUGACUACUGCUCCCAGUUUGUUUCCUAUCCCUACGACUACACCCUUAUUCACAGGUCUCAGUUUUGGUACACCAGGUACAACAAACACCCUAACAUUUGGUGCCACAUCUAAUACACCUGCAACAGGAAGCUUAACUUUUGGUGCAGCUACUACCAACGCUCCUUUAUUUGGAUCUGGAACUGGAAGUACUUUAUUGGGUUCAAAGCCAACGACUGUUCUUACUGCUACAACUACUAGUAAAGGACUUGGUGGUUUAGAUGUUUCUGUUAAUAAUAAGGGCCUUUCUCAAGGAAAUAGUUCAACAGCAGCUAAGGAGAAUCUGUUGCCAAAUGAACUUAUGCAAACUAUAGAUAAAUUCAAGGAAUUUGUAAAAAUGCAAAAAGGCCUAUCUUCUGAUAUUGCAAGAGGUUCAGCAAGACCAUUGAAUCGAUGUGCAGAAGAUACAGCGUCCCUAAUGGAAAUUUUGUCCACGUUAUCUGGCUCAGUGCAACGAGAUCGUUCUUCAGCUGAUAAGCUGAAGCAGGACACUGCAAGAGCGUUGCAGAGCGCUGAAAUAGCUCAAAGAACACACGAUACUCCAGCCGGCUUGCAAUAUGAAAAUAAUAUGCCCCUGCAAUUUUUCAUGGAAUUAGCUGAAAGCUUCGAACAAGAUUUGAUGUUAUUCAGAUCACAAAUUGAGACAACCGAGAAACACAUACAAGCCAUGAUGACGCCGAGAACUUUAACGCCACAAGAAUUGACUGCAACCAUGAGUAAGCUUCAUGAGUCUUUAGUCGCAGUAGCUGGUCGACUGCAGAAUGUGCAUGCUAAAGUACAGCAACAGAAGGAACAGUAUCUUAAUUUCAGGAAAUAUGUGUUGAAGGAUAAUACCAAUGUUUUUGACAACAUCAAGGUGAACAAUAAAUCUAAUCGAAGCAGCAUCGGCAAAAUCACGAGUGGUCCCACUCCUUUUGGACCAGGAAAUAAAAACUUUUUGUCAUCAACGACAUUAAACUCAAAUCGGCCAGCGAGUUACGAAACACGAAAUCCUUUAGUUUGGGAAAGUUCAACACCAGUACCAUCUGCUACUAAUAUUGCUGUAGGCUCAUCUACGAAACCGCCAACAGCAAGUUUAAAUUUUAAUGCGCCGAUUAAUUUGACUUCACCAUUGCCAGUAAACGGAACCAGUUCAAACUUUCAACUUCAAAAGCCUCCCGUUGGUAAUAAACGAGGAAAACAUUGAUCAUUCGACUCGAACUAUUUUUUUGUAAUAUAGAAGUUGUUAUCCUCAAUACACGUUGUAAAAUCUCCUCUACCAGAUUGUUAAUGUUAAUGACCAUGUUGAGACAAAAGUAUUUUU